UUUUCACUAACAAUUUCCGGCGGCCACUAACAAUUUCCGGCGGCUGAAAGCAUUCAUGAGACAGAUAACGAUGAUGAUGAUGAAGAGGAUCCGGAGAACUCUUUGGCAAAGCAAAACAGUUCAAAUGGGAAAGAAAUGUCAGAAGAGUAUCUGGAAGAUGAGACCGACAUCUUCCAGAGUGUUGACGAUUGGGAUGUUGCUUGUGGCGAGUUCUGUGCAAUGUCUCCUUGUGAUGUCCUGGAUAUUCCUGAUCCUUCCGGAAAGCAGACACCUGACGAAUGUGGACACAUUCAUAGUAACAAGGCGAAGAAUCUUGAAGGACCGACAAUUAUUUACGUUCCUACAAGAAAGGAGAGUGUAAACAUUGCAAAAUAUCUCUGUGGGGUUGGACUGAAGGCUGCAGCUUAUAAUGCAAAGUUGCCAAAAAAACAUCUGAGACAAGUUCACCAAGAAUUUCACGAAGAUAAGCUGCAGGUUGUUGUUGCCACAAUUGCGUUUGGAAUGGGAAUUGACAAGAAAAAUGUCCGGAAAAUCAUCCAUUAUGGUUGGCCGCAGAGCUUGGAAGCUGUUGGGGAAAGUCACACGGCGCAGCGGAAUGUCACGGUCGUGUUCCCCUGACCUUGUGCGAACCUGUGAGGAAAAUACUUCGACGAUGGCAAGAUAUCAAAGUUGCGAUAACUAAAUGAGACACACAAUUUUUACGUGGAAAACCACGGGACCGUAGUCCACUCAAAAAUCCACUAUAUAAAUGGUAUGAGUACAACCACGUCCUCCCUGUUCAACAGCCUGAACAGAACAGAGAGUCUAGCUACAAAUAGCUAUCUCCAACACAAACAACAACAACAAGAGAGCAACACAAAGCUUCAAAACCGGCAGCAACCAAACGACCUCAGCUCACAAAGAUUCCGGCUU
Messenger RNA from Brassica napus (rape), 912 nucleotides. Its product is annotated as ATP-dependent DNA helicase Q-like SIM. Lineage: Eukaryota; Viridiplantae; Streptophyta; Magnoliopsida; Brassicales; Brassicaceae. Gene Ontology annotation, biological process: double-strand break repair via homologous recombination. Gene Ontology annotation, cellular component: cytoplasm; chromosome; nucleus. The record is from RefSeq and is a predicted model, not a curated record. The coding region runs from base 136 to 618 and encodes 160 amino acids. Gene Ontology annotation, molecular function: four-way junction helicase activity; 3'-5' DNA helicase activity. The transcript has 5 exons.